Molecule: messenger RNA, 587 nt
Organism: Pieris rapae (cabbage white)
Lineage: Eukaryota; Metazoa; Arthropoda; Insecta; Lepidoptera; Pieridae
Exons: 4
Coding region: 53-556 (167 amino acids)
Source: RefSeq, a predicted model, not a curated record
CCUAUUUUGUAUUACGGCGUUUCUUUGCUCCAUUAAUUACACACACGCUAAUAUGGAUGGGGGCCCCGGUCUGUGGUUUGUCCACGGAAUAAACGAUUGCAAAGAGGAACUGCCACGAGUGGCCGUCAACCUUACCGUCAACAAGCACAAAUUGAAUCGUACGCACGACGUAUACGAUUCAGUAAUGGACGUAUAUGAAACGGUGGGCGACGGCUAUGGGAUUUUAAUAGACAUUUGCAAGCAUACAGAUGGUGGAUGCAAGCAAGUUCAAUUAGUCACGGACAACGAUAUAGGAAAGUUUGCCGAGAAAUAUGCCCAAAACAAUAUGGAAGUAGCUUUCAGUAUGGCUGGAAUGGAUCCUCCACAUUUUCCUAUCCAACCGGGUUCCUACAAAGUCGAGAACUUUUACUUCGACCAUUGUGAAAUGCCAGAGGAAUCCAUAUAUGGGGAGUUCACCGCGGACGCAUUUGUCGUGAAAGAUAACGUGCGCGUGGCGUGUUUCAGGGUACACGUCGAGUUUCGGGAAGACGAAGACGAUAUUUGUAACAGGGGAUAGAGUUUUAUGUUAAUAAAUACAUACAAAUCUU